Messenger RNA from Liolophura sinensis, 2092 nucleotides. Its product is annotated as exosome complex component RRP4-like. Bases 1 to 873 code for a protein of 290 amino acids. Gene Ontology annotation, biological process: CUT catabolic process; nuclear-transcribed mRNA catabolic process, deadenylation-dependent decay; TRAMP-dependent tRNA surveillance pathway. NCBI's taxonomy places the organism in Eukaryota, Metazoa, Mollusca, Polyplacophora, Chitonida, Chitonidae. The transcript has 8 exons. Gene Ontology annotation, cellular component: cytoplasmic exosome (RNase complex); nuclear exosome (RNase complex). The record is from RefSeq and is a predicted model, not a curated record. Gene Ontology annotation, molecular function: RNA binding.
AUGGCGGUGGACAUCAGGUUGGCGAGCGCACGUGUGGCGGCUCAGGACGAAGUUCCCGAGGAACCGGCAAAUCUGGUGUCUCCUGGAGACGUAAUCACCACAGAUACCGGUUUCAUGCGUGGACAUGGCACGUACAUGGAAGGAGACAAAUUGAGUGCAUCAGUUGCGGGCUUAGUGGAGAGAGUAAAUAAACUCAUCUGUGUCAAACCUCUCAAAACUAGGUAUAAUGGUGAAGUUGGAGAUGUUAUUAUUGGCCGAAUCAUAGAAGUAGGUCAGCGCCGCUGGAAAGUGGAGACACAUUCUAAACUGGAUUCCGUUCUGCUCUUGUCGUCAGUGAAUCUGCCAGGAGGUGAGCUGAGACGGAGAUCUGAAGAGGAUGAAAAGAUGAUGAGGCAGUACCUAAAAGAGGGAGAUCUUAUAAGUGCUGAGGUUCACUCGGUCUACGCAGAUGGAAGUCUCUCUCUGCACACCAGGAGUCUUAAGUAUGGUAAGUUAAGUCAAGGAAGCCUGGUGCAAGUCUCCCCAUCUUUGGUCAAGAAACGUAAAACUCAUUUUCACAAUCUGCCAUGUGGAGCCAGCCUCAUUCUGGGUAACAACGGCUACAUCUGGAUCAGUCCUACGCUGAACGAAGAGAUGGACGACACUGGAGGAUAUGAGCAGAAUUUUGAGCCCAUUCCAAGAUCAGACAGGGAAGUUAUAGCUCGGAUGCGAAACUGCGUCUUAGCUCUGGCAGACAGUAAGAUGAUGCUAUUUGACAGUAGUAUACUCUACACGUAUGAGGCCUCACUCAAGCACCCAGUAAAAGACCUUCUAAAGCCAGAGAUUGCCACAGAAGUCGUUAACCAUGCUGUUCAUCGCCUAGAGACAAUGUAAUCCUGGAGACCAUGUUAUCCUGGAGGUCGUUAACAUGGCUGUUAUCGCCUGGAGAACAAUCCUGGAGGUUGUUAAUAUCACUGUUCAUCGCCUGGAGACCAUGUAAUCCUGUAGACCAUGUAAUCCUGGAGGUGGUUAACAUGGCUGUUCAUCACCUGGAGACCAUGUAAUCCUGGCGGUAGUUAACAUGACAGUUCAUCGCCUGAAGACCAUGUAAUCCAGGAGACCAUGUAAUCCUGGAGGUGGUUAACAUCACUGUUCAUCGCCUGGAGACCAUGUUAUCCAGGAGACCAUGUAAUCCUGGAGGUGGUUAACUGUAGUUCAUCACCUGGGAACGAUGCAGUUCUGAAGGUGGUUACUGUGGUUACUUUCAUGUCUUCUGAUAAAGACAGCACCACCCAGAGAAGUGCAGAUUGAAGCAGAUGAAUAACGCUUUCUCCCUUUGAUACCAUUUGCGUCAACCAGUAGUGGAGAAAGGGAGAUAAUAGCCACAUGGCUAACAGCCAAAGACAAGCAGGAUUAUCUGCCCUUUAUCAUUGUAUGAUAAAUGAGAGCAAAUUUUAUUGUUGGCAGAAUUGUAGGAUGCAGCAAAAUCCAGAUGGUUCUUAUGUACAGAUUUUGGAUACUGUCAGUGUCUGUAGGAAUAUACACAGUGUUAUCGAGGGUUUAAGGAAUCUACCUUCCAAGCAGACUACAUCAGGGUGUACAUUGGAACAGCCAGUGAUUUCUUUUGAGUAUUAAGGGGAUCCAGGAUAUGUUACCAUCUUAUCUCUGUGAGGCUCAAGUGACUUUUGCCUUAUUAACAUGCUUGGUUCUUUAGCCAUUGUCUGUUGAAAACACUAGUGCUUGUAAUGGUCCUCUCAACCAGUAGAUGGCUGAAAGAAAAUUCUAAAGAAAAUAAAAUGAGUGAAUUUAACGGGGUCAUCUCCUAUGUUUCCAGGGAAAGAAUCAACUUUGAGUUGUACAGAGGUCAAAAGCUGAUGGUUAAAGUCAGAUAAGAUGCCCCUGUGUUGAAUAUGCUUGAUUCCUUGGGAAGUACUGUGAAAUAAGUGACUAACUGAAGGGGUGAACGGAUGGCUUGAGAGUGCAGAAAAGCUUCAAGUAGCCUGAUUAUGUGUCUUUGAUAAUGGAGCUCUAUGAGUUGAUGGUUAUAUUACUGUAAAAAAUUCAUCAAAGUUUUUGUACAUUUGCAAUAAAGAUGUCUAUUCAGGCAUAUUAU